CCAGGACUGAAGAGCCCUGAAAACUGGGAGGACUGGAGUGAUGAGUAGGGAAAAAAGGCUUGCAAGAAAUACGUAACAAAAAUUUGUGAAACAUUUUGACUUUUUGUCCCUUCUGUGACCAACUAUACAGAACACUGAUGUCAAACAUGUCCCUUGAGUCAAAUAUCCCAGAGGAGCAGGUCUUCUGUCCCCAGCUUGAAAAGAUGAGGGAACAUGUACUCAUUAACAACACACAGGUCAAUAUGGCUGUUGUUUGCAUCCACGGACUGGUCUCUGGCCUGGGGAUUUUGGAGAACGCCUUGAUCAUCUGGGUGGUGGGCUUCCGCCUGAGGCAGCGCACCGUGGCCUCCAUCUGGGUGCUCAAUCUGGCCCUCUCUGACUUCCUGGCUACCCUGACACUUCCCCUAUUUACUUUAUACCUCAACUCUCGUCACAGCUGGGAGCUUGGUAACCCACUUUGCAAAGUACAGACUUCCAUCUUUUUCAUCAACAUGUUUGUAUCGGCCUUCCUGCUGGCAGCCAUUUCACUGGACCGCUUACUUCUAGUGACGAAGCCAGUGUGGAGCCAAAAUCAUCGAUCAGUGGCAGGAGCGUGGAAAGUGUGCAUAUUGGGUUGGCUAUGGGCUGCAGUUAAUUCAUUGCCCUAUUAUAUUUUUCGCUCAGUAACUGAAACAAAGCACACGAGAAAGUUGUGCUACCAUAAUUUCGCCAUGUAUUUAUCCUCCAAUGCCACUCUUGAGACAGAGUGCAAUGUGAGGCAGUGGACCACAGCUAUGUCCAAGCUGCUGCUAGCAUUCCUAUUCCCACUGGCAGUGAUUGCGGGAAGCUACAUCAAAAUUUGUCUUAGUCUGAGGAGCAGAAACAGGAGAAGGAAGCAAAGUACCUGCAGACUAACUGAUGAUCUGAUUAUGUCAGACAGAAAUCAAGAAUCGGGAACUAAAAAGGGAAGAACUAUAACCACAAAAAUGAUCUCUCUCAAGCUUCUAACCCCUAGUCCAGCUUUAACCACAAAAGAAGGCCCCUUAACCCCCACCACCCCUAAUCUGACGAAUCAGAGCCAGCUAUCCCAGAGUUUCUCCAAAAUGGUGACGUCUGUGAUUGCGGCAUUUGCACUGUGCUGGGCUCCGUAUCACAUCUUCUGUAUGAUUGAAGUGGCAGCUCAAUAUAAGGAAGAAUGUCUCAAACUAGUGGAGGGGGCUACCCCUAGCUACAACAUUGGCAUUCUUAAAUCCAAUAUUAAACCCCAUCCUCUAUGUCUUCAGUUGCCCACACUUCUGCGUGAGAAUACGGCAGAGUCUGGGAGCAGUGUUUGAUGGACUGGUCGAAGAAAGAGGGGGAUUACUGAUGACCCCAAGAAAGAGUUUAAUAAAUCACAUUAGGAGGAGGAGCAGUCGAGAUGUUAACCUAGGAACGCCAGUGUCACCCUGUCAGUCAGACGGCAUGCAGCCCCCUUUCAU
This is a messenger RNA of Archocentrus centrarchus (flier cichlid), 1457 nucleotides long. Its product is annotated as prostaglandin D2 receptor 2-like. Gene Ontology annotation, cellular component: plasma membrane. The record is from RefSeq and is a predicted model, not a curated record. The transcript is spliced from 2 exons. Gene Ontology annotation, molecular function: complement receptor activity; G protein-coupled receptor activity. Bases 138 to 1313 code for a protein of 391 amino acids. Gene Ontology annotation, biological process: phospholipase C-activating G protein-coupled receptor signaling pathway; complement receptor mediated signaling pathway; positive regulation of cytosolic calcium ion concentration. Lineage: Eukaryota; Metazoa; Chordata; Actinopteri; Cichliformes; Cichlidae.